UAUUCAUAAGCGACGUUUGGUGACCAACUUAAAAUUGGGUUUGGUGCAUUUCGUAGUCUCACUUUUCGUUCAUUUGAAGCUUCAAUUUUUCUGAAAUGGCGACAAAUUCUUCUAACGGGACGACGACGACAAAGCCACCACCGAUGCCGUCUCCUUUGCGUAAUUCCAAGUUUUUUCAGUCGAAUAUGAGGAUCUUGGUGACCGGAGGAGCUGGAUUCAUUGGUUCACAUCUCGUUGAUAAAUUGAUGCAAAAUGAAAAGAAUGAAGUAAUCGUUGCGGAUAAUUACUUCACAGGAUCAAAAGACAAUCUCAAGAAAUGGAUUGGUCAUCCAAGAUUUGAGCUCAUUCGUCAUGAUGUGACUGAACCUUUGUUAGUUGAGGUUGAUCAAAUCUACCAUUUAGCAUGUCCUGCAUCUCCAAUUUUCUACAAAUACAACCCCGUUAAGACGAUAAAAACAAAUGUGAUUGGCACACUUAACAUGUUAGGACUAGCUAAGCGAGUUGGCGCAAGAAUUUUACUUACUUCGACAUCUGAAGUGUACGGUGAUCCUUUGGUUCACCCUCAACCCGAGAGCUAUUGGGGAAAUGUAAACCCCAUCGGUGUUAGAAGUUGUUACGAUGAAGGAAAACGUGUUGCCGAGACUCUUAUGUUUGAUUACCAUAGGCAACAUGGGAUUGAGAUACGCAUAGCGAGGAUAUUCAACACAUAUGGUCCUCGUAUGAACAUUGAUGAUGGUCGUGUCGUGAGCAACUUCAUCGCUCAGGCUCUCAGGGGAGAAGCUCUGACUGUUCAGAAACCGGGAACACAAACCCGCAGUUUCUGUUAUGUUUCAGACAUGGUGGAAGGUCUAAUGCGUUUGAUGGAAGGAGACCAAACCGGACCGAUCAACAUAGGCAAUCCAGGCGAAUUCACAAUGGUUGAGCUCGCUGAAACGGUUAAAGAGCUUAUUAAACCGGACGUGGAGAUAAAGAUGGUGGAGAACACACCAGAUGAUCCAAAACAGAGAAAACCAGACAUAAGCAAAGCUAAAGAAGUUCUUGGUUGGGAACCAAAGGUGAAGCUACGUGAAGGACUUCCUCUUAUGGAAGAAGAUUUUCGUCUAAGGCUUGGUCUUGGUGUUUCGAGGAAGUGAAACUUCUUUUCAAAAAAAAGAAAGAAAAAUAAUUGCUAUUUUAAUUUCUUGGAAUUGUGUGUUCUUAUCGUUUUGUUUAUUUGUUUGAAACCGGUGUUCCCCGGAACAUGUGGAGCUUUAAUCUUUCUCUUUGGAUUCUGAGUUUGUAGGGAAUAAGCAUCCUAAAGAGGAACAUUUUAGGGAGUGAUGUUACUACUUGAAUUUUAUUACUAUGAGAAUGUAAUCAAUGGGAUGUUUUAAG
Molecule: messenger RNA, 1374 nt
Organism: Arabidopsis arenosa
Lineage: Eukaryota; Viridiplantae; Streptophyta; Magnoliopsida; Brassicales; Brassicaceae
Source: the annotation of a GenBank genome assembly